Messenger RNA from Ailuropoda melanoleuca (giant panda), 4359 nucleotides. It is a transcript of the gene SOBP, whose product is annotated as sine oculis binding protein homolog. Bases 186 to 2456 code for a protein of 756 amino acids. The record is from RefSeq and is a predicted model, not a curated record. The transcript has 8 exons. NCBI's taxonomy places the organism in Eukaryota, Metazoa, Chordata, Mammalia, Carnivora, Ursidae. Gene Ontology annotation, molecular function: zinc ion binding. Gene Ontology annotation, cellular component: nucleus. Gene Ontology annotation, biological process: inner ear morphogenesis; animal organ development.
GCUANUUUCUCCGGCGCCCGCCUGCUCUCCCCCCUCCCAGCCCCAGCCCCAGCCCCGCCAGCACCGCUACCUCCGCCAGCAUUGCCACCAUCAGCACCACCUCCACCACCACCACCACCACCACCACCACCACCGCCGGCGGCGGUAGCAGCCAUUUCAUCUCCACAGAAACCAGACACAAAAACAUGGCAGAAAUGGAGAAAGAAGGGAGACCUCCGGAAAAUAAAAGGAGCAGGAAACCGGCUCACCCAGUGAAAAGGGAGAUCAAUGAGGAAAUGAAGAACUUUGCAGAAAACACUAUGAAUGAACUCCUUGGCUGGUAUGGCUAUGAUAAGGUUGAAUUGAAAGAUGGUGAAGAUAUUGAAUUCAGGAGCUACCCUACAGAUGGAGAGAGCCGGCAGCACAUUUCUGUUCUCAAAGAAAAUUCUUUGCCAAAACCAAAAUUACCCGAGGACAGUGUUAUUUCACCAUACAAUAUAAGCACAGGCUAUUCAGGGCUUGCCACAGGAAAUGGACUCAGUGAUUCACCUGCAGGGUCCAAGGAUCAUGGCAAUGUGCCCAUUAUUGUACCUUUAAUUCCUCCGCCUUUCAUAAAGCCACCAGCAGAAGAUGAUGUGUCAAAUGUACAAAUAAUGUGUGCCUGGUGCCAGAAAGUGGGAAUCAAGCGCUAUUCCCUGAGUAUGGGAAGUGAGGUGAAAAGCUUCUGCAGCGAGAAGUGCUUUGCGGCCUGCCGACGAGCCUACUUCAAGAGAAAUAAGGCUAGAGAUGAAGAUGGACAUGCUGAAAAUUUCCCCCAGCAGCACUAUGCUAAGGAAACUCCAAGGCUUGCCUUCAAGAAUAACUGCGAACUACUUGUAUGUGACUGGUGUAAGCACAUAAGACACACAAAAGAAUACCUGGAUUUUGGGGACGGGGAAAGAAGGCUUCAGUUCUGCAGUGCAAAAUGUCUCAAUCAAUACAAAAUGGACAUUUUCUACAAAGAGACACAGGCCAAUCUUCCAGCUGGGCUGUGCAGCACAUUACACCCUCCCAUGGAAAAUAAAGCAGAAGGCACCGGGGUGCAGCUGCUCACUCCAGACUCUUGGAAUAUCCCUCUAACAGAUGCUCGGAGGAAGGCCCCCUCCCCGGUGGCUGCAGCUGGCCAAAGCCAGGGCCCUGGCCCAUCGUCGUCCACCACCGUGUCUCCAUCUGACACUGCCAACUGCUCUGUCACUAAAAUCCCCACGCCAGUGCCCAAGUCCAUGCCCAUCAGCGAGACUCCAAACAUCCCUCCUGUCUCCGUCCAGCCACCUGCUAGCAUCGGGCCUCCCCUCGGUGUCCCGCCUCGCAGUCCUCCCAUGGUGAUGACCAACCGCGGCCCGGUGCCGCUGCCCAUCUUCAUGGAACAACAGAUCAUGCAGCAGAUCCGCCCGCCCUUUAUUCGCGGGCCGCCGCACCACGCCUCCAACCCUAACAGCCCUCUGUCCAACCCCAUGCUCCCAGGCAUCGGGCCCCCGCCCGGCGGCCCCAGGAAUCUGGGCCCCACUUCCAGUCCCAUGCACCGGCCCAUGCUGUCGCCCCACAUCCAUCCCCCAAGCACCCCGACCAUGCCUGGGAACCCCCCGGGCCUCCUGCCCCCACCGCCCCCGGGCGCGCCCUUGCCCAGUCUCCCCUUCCCGCCGGUGAGCAUGAUGCCAAAUGGCCCGAUGCCCGUGCCCCAGAUGAUGAAUUUCGGGCUGCCGUCGCUUGCCCCGCUGGUGCCGCCCCCCACCUUGCUCGUGCCAUACCCCGUGAUCGUGCCCCUGCCCGUGCCCAUCCCCAUCCCUAUUCCCAUCCCUCACGUCAAUGAUUCCAAGCCCCCCAACGGAUUCUCCAGCAACGGGGAGAACUUCAUUCCGAGCGCCCCUGGCGACUCCUCAGCGGCUGGAGGCAAGCCAGGCGGACACUCCCUGUCCCCUAGGGACUCCAAGCAGGGCUCAUCCAAGUCUGCGGACUCGCCGCCCGGCUGCUCCGGCCAAGCCCUGAGCCUAGCGCCCGCGCCCGCGGCCACCGAGGGCGCCAAGACCGCGGAGCCGCCGCCGGAGCAGCCCCCGCCGCCGCCGCCGCCCGCGCCCCCCAAGAAGCUGCUGUCGCCCGAGGAGCCGGCGGUGAGCGAGCUGGAGUCGGUCAAAGAGAACAACUGUGCUUCCAACUGUCACCUGGACGGGGAGGCGGCCAAAAAGCUGAUAGGGGAGGAGGCCCUGGCGGGGGGCGACAAGUCAGACCCGAACCUUAAUAACCCCGCGGACGAGGACCACGCGUAUGCUCUGCGGAUGCUGCCCAAGACGGGCUGCGUGAUCCAGCCUGUGCCAAAACCCGCGGAGAAGACUGCCAUGGCGCCGUGCAUCAUCUCCUCGCCCAUGCUCAGCGCCGGGCCGGAGGACCUGGAGCCUCCGCUCAAAAGGAGGUGCCUCCGAAUUAGAAAUCAGAAUAAGUAAAAGGAACGCUCACUCACAGGGUACCUUGCGUGGAGAGAGGGCGCAGAGCAAACCAUGUCCCGCCAUCCAAUGACACCAGCUGGUCAGCUCACCACCCCCUCUGGCUAAAACUCAAACAAAUAAAGCCGCUUCCUGUCAUUAAGCAUCUCAGAGGAAGCAGCCCUCCCUCGGUGGCCUCCAGCCCAGAGAAGCCAGCACAUCUUGGACCUACCCCGCGGCCCAGCCUUCCUGCGGCCACCGUCUCUGCUUCUCCCCAGAGGAACUUAGGGAUUUCGCCCCUGGUUUUAGACAAACAAAACACCGACAAGCCACAAGGACCAACGUAGGUAUUCUCCCCGCUCCAUCUUCAAGGCUCGGAGGGUGAGGCUGGAAGAUGAUACGAAUUUGAAAACAAAAAUCUUUUUUUAGUCAUUUUAAAAACUGCUGUGGUUUUGCUGCUACACUAAGAAUUGUGAUUUGCAUUGUACGGUUUUGGAGGCGGAGAGGGUCGCACUGGGGUCCCAGUGCUGCAGCGUCAUUCUGUCCUGCCCAGGAUGCACUUUUAAAUGAAGAGGUAGAAUAUUUUAUUGGCUAAUAUACUUUUCUUGUUAUUUUUACAAAGGCCACCUUUAUCCUUUUUAAUGCCAUAUUUUCAGUGUUACACUUUUAUGGCUUUUAAUUUUCGAUUUGACAGAUGUAAGAAGCAGCAUGAAUAGUUUAUACUGUGGUUUUUCAGAGACCGAAUGCCAAGAGAACUCGGUAAAUGUUUAUUCUUCUCAGCUUUCUCUUUAAAUUCUCCUAAAUAGCGCCCCAUUUGGGAACAGAGCAAGAGUGUUGAACUGAAGACCAAAAUGCCCUCAAGGUGUAACAUAAUCCAAGGGGGCUGUUUGCUGGGCGUCACGAAAGACUUGGAUGAAAUUUCAACCCUGACGGUUUUCGGCGGUCCAGGAAGUCAGUGAAGCAAUCUCUCUAUAUGCAGAGUCCUUUCGUGGUGAUUAGAAUGGUAUGGACGAACCAGUGAAAACAAGAGGGAAAGUGAGAAAGAUCACCCAUGAUUCUGUUUCACUGUUUGCUUUCUCCUGUCAUGGUUAAGAGAAAUGUGCAAUUCGAUCCUCGGUCAGUGGGUGGAGGAUAACAGGGUAGAUUUUCUUGUGUGCACUUGUACAGUUGUCGCUGCGAGUCCGGAAGUCCUGCAGAGCAUGCGUACUGACACUGAGUUGGUGAGACAGUCGUGGAGUAUCCCAUUCUGAUGAGUAGAGGAAAAAAAAAAAAAAAGCAAAAAAAGAGAAAAAAUAAGAAAAAAAUCAAAAAAAGAAGAAAACUAAAAAAAAAAAAUCCAAUCACCUUGUGAUUCAGUGUAUCUGUUUACUAACUCAGAUAAAGCAAUUGUUCCCUCUUGAGGGGUCCAGGUGCCCCCGCCCACUCAGCGGCCAUGGGAGGCAGGAGGGGUGGCAGGCGGCGGGCAGGUGAGGCCAGGACAGUGUCGCGCCGGCCUCGAAGCACCGCGGGCCCGUGGACGCCGUGUACAUACUGUAUUUCUAUAUUCUCCUUUGUACAGAGUCACUUAACAAGUCAAGCUACUGUUUUACAGGUGCUCCUUAUUUAUUAGAGCUGUGAGAGCUUGGGGGACACACCUGGCGAGCGAGCUCGCUUUUUAAAAAUGAAAUUGGGGGGGCAGGGGAAGGGAGGCGGGAGGGAGGGGAAGCUCGAAAGCCCAGGGAGAGAUUUAUAAAAGAGAACAAAAGGAAAACUUCCAGCAACAAAUUAAACAAACCCCAACACCAAAUCCCCCCCAACUCCCCGACAGGAAGCAGCAGCCCCUCCCCUGGGUGCUCACUUCCCUGCGGGGCUCCCAACAUUCUCCUCUCUCCCUGACUGGUGUCAGCUUCAUCAAACAAAAAUAAAUCUCUAAGAAAAAAAUGCA